Messenger RNA from Papaver somniferum (opium poppy), 4406 nucleotides. RefSeq names its product protein LONGIFOLIA 1-like. Bases 924 to 4178 code for a protein of 1084 amino acids. NCBI's taxonomy places the organism in Eukaryota, Viridiplantae, Streptophyta, Magnoliopsida, Ranunculales, Papaveraceae. Gene Ontology annotation, biological process: regulation of monopolar cell growth. The record is from RefSeq and is a predicted model, not a curated record. The transcript has 5 exons.
UAGAUUUCUUUCUUUUUCCCCAAUUCAUCUCUCUGUCUAUAAGGAUUAGUGACAGACCUCACAUGGCCAUGCAGAGAGACAAGUUAAGAUUAUUAGACCCACCCACAUUAUAUAUCCCACAUGGAUGUGUUAUGUAUGCUGCACAAUGAGAUCAAAACCACCGUAUCUGUCCCACUUCUCCUUCUCUCAUGCUUACACCAACAACUACCAUGUUAACACUACGAGAUGAACCAUAAAAUAAAAAUCACACAGAGUACUGCCUUAACUACAUUUUCGUAUUACAAAUGAAAUUUCUUUCCAUUUGAUUCUUCAGAAAAAUCUAUCCAAAUUUGUUUCUCUGGGUCUACAUAAUUUUUUUUUUCAUGGAGCCUUGAAAUUGACAGUGUUUUUUAAACUUUUUCUGUGUAGUAAAUUUGGUCCCUCUCUAUCUAUCUAUUCUUGUUUUCUUCUUUUGGUUGUUACAGAAUGGCAUUUUCUGGAUUCCUUCCUGUAUAUACUAAUGGAUUCUGAUUAUAAUUUUUUGGGUUUGUGGGUCUAUCUCCAUUUCUUCAAUUCUUUAAUCAUUUAAAGGUUCUUCUCUCCGCUCUAGAGCAUCCUUCCUGCCUGCUUUCCUUCUCCCCUCCCCAACAAAAUUGUGGGUUUUAGACUUCUGAUUGGAUAGAGAAAUAUAUUUCCUAGCUUCAAUUAAGUAAUCAUCAUUUCAUAUAUUCUCGUUUUGUGAUCUGUUUAUUUGCUGGAAUUUAAGGAUAAAACAUUUAUGGGGUUUUGUAAAUUCCCUCUGUUUUUGAGUGAUUGAGAAAAUUCUGUCAUUGCUUGAUUCAAGCUUCUUUCCUUUUUUUUUUAUUAUGAGUCUAGUUCGUAAAAGACCUUCAUAAUAAGGAAAAUCUAAAUUCUUUAGAACAUAGAGAUUUCGAUAAAAAAAAAUGUCUGCGAAACUUCUCCAUGCUUUAUCAGAAGAAAACCCAGAUCUGCAGAAGCAAAUUGGAUGCAUGACUGGGAUUUUUCAAAUAUUUGAUCGUCAUAGUAUUCUUACUCCUAGAAGAAUUACAGCUCAAUCCCACAAAAGAACUUCACAAGGUAAUAGUUCUCAUUUGAGCAAUGGCAGUCUCCGCGUCGAGCCGGAUACUGUUCGUCGCGUAGAGAGCUCUGCGGAGAAGAAGUUAAAUAAGAUUAAGAACAUUGGCGAAACUCAAAGAGUGAUGCUGGAGUCCUCGGGACCUUCGGUGUCGUCGUCAUGUUCGUCAUCUUUUUCUUCUCAUGACUGCAAAACUUCUCAGCAAGAGUCCAUUUCGUCUGAGAGAAUCAUUUUUCCAGUAACGCCGUCCAGGGAUCCUUCUAUUGUUCAGACAAAUACAUCUCAAGUAGGCCGGCAUUCGCUUGAUUUCAGAGACGUUGUUAAGGACUCUAUGUACAGAGAAGCUCGUGGUUUAUCGGUUAAAACUACAAGCAAAGAGGAACCAGUAAACCGUGUAAUGAUGCAUAAAGAUUCUCCCAGGCUUUCGCAGCUGUCAAAGUCAGUUGAUGGAUCAUUUAGCAUUGGAAACAUUUCGAAGCCGAGGGCUACCGUUGAUAUUAAGGAAUCGCUAAGGUCACCUGGUAGAAAUCGAGAAUCGCCGUUGAGUUAUAUUGAUAGAGGAGAACCACGGAGACUAUCAUAUGAUGUGAAAGAUUCUCCUCGGUUUUCUUAUGACGGACGGGAUGCACGUCGAACAUCUUUUGAUUCCAGGGAUAGCCCAAAAUCUACAAAGCUCAGAGAACUUCCAAGGUUGUCACUUGACAGUAGAGAAAGUUAUAUGAAGGGUUCUAACACUGGUCCAAAAUCCAACUUGGUAUCUAAGGAAUUGCAACGAAGUAGUAGCUACAGCUAUAACAGCACAUCAAACUCGCAGCAAAGUUUCGGAGGUUAUAAGCAGCCUACUAGUGUUGUGGUAAAGUUGAUGGGGUUGGAAGGUCUCCCUAAUAAUUCCACUCCAAAGAAUGAGGUUCAGAUAACAUUGAUUAAAACCUGCCCAAGUGAAGAGUGUGAUACUUUCUCAAGAUCGUCCCAGGCAAUUGAUGGAACCAAGCAAAGCAGAGUUUCUAGCCCAAGGACUUCCAUUAGAGACGCAAUUUCACCGAGGGUACGAACUCCUGAUUCGACUAUGAGACCGGUUUCACCAAGGUUGCCACUUGAACCAGCUCCCUGGAAGAAGCUAGACGGAAGCAAGGGUCAACAGAAAUCAGCAUCCAAAAAUGAGGAAAUUGUCACAAGGGCCUUAAAUCCUCAUCCUUCUGUUUACGCCGAAAUUGAGAAGAGGUUGAAAGAGCUUGAGUUUAGGCAAUCGGAUAGAGAUCUUCGAGCACUUAAGCAAAUAUUGGAUUCUAUGCAGGCAAAAGGUCUGUUAGAAGCUAAGAAAGAAGAUGAUAAACAUUUAAAUGUCGUCUCCGAAUCAAACAUUAAGAGCUUGAAGCAGCACAGCAUUAGUCCAAAUCCAAGGUCAGCUAACAGGAGAAACCCCCCGAGCAGUCGCCUAACUUCAUCCACAGUUAAGGGGGCUAAUACGUCUUCGAAAACAUUCGACUCCCCUAUAGUGAUUAUCAAACCAGCUAAAAACAUAAAGAAAUCUAAUGUUUCUGCCUCAUCAGUUGUUCCAGUUGAUAGUUUAUCGGCUCUCCGGCUUCCUCAGAAUAGCAAAAAGGAUCUACCAAAUAACCGAAGUCCUAAACUCAGCAAUAGGGAAUUGGGUAAUCGAGCACUUAAUUCCGCUGAUAAAAAGGACAAUUUCAGGACAGUAAGAGCUUCACAAUCUUCAGCUAAGUCUCAGCAUAUGUCCACAGAAAAUGCUGGAAGUACAGUCCGAACCUCAGGAUCUGUGAGCCCAAGAUUACAAAUGAAGCUUGAAUUAGAGAAGCGGUCUCGUCCACCAGUUCCUUCUACGUCAGAUUCAAGCAAGCCUAGAAGGCAAUUGUUUAACAGGCAACCAACUGAAUCAGGUUCUCCAGGAGGAAAAGCUAGAGCCAGACUGUCCAGUUUGCAUAAAAAUGAUGAACAAAUGAGAGAGAGCAGUAGAGAUACAAGAAACUCAAGUCAACAAGGGGAAGAAGCUUCUCAGCUAUCGGAUAGCAACAAUAGCUUCAAUUCAGCUGCAGAUGCAGAAGUGACUAGUGCUGACCGGUCUGCCGAGAUCGCCAGUGUUCUAUUACAACUAGGAAGCCGAAGUCCAUCAAGGAAGGCAACCAAGAACUCUGCUUUGAGCCCAAAACAGAAUAAAUUAUCACCAAGGUUAAGUGAAGAUGGGAUGUCUACAGAAAUGGCGACCACUACACCAGAGCAACCUAGUCCUGUGUCCGUUCUUGAUUCAUCUUUUUACAGAGAUGAAUUGCCUUCACCUGUGAAAAAAAUAUCAAAUGCUUUGAGAGAGUUUCAAAAUAAUAAUGGUCAUCCAGUUGAGAAACCAGAGAGCACCGGAAUUGAUCUUAAAUCUGGUAUCAACCGUAUAAAACUAGAGAACAUCGAGCAGCUGGUUAAUAAGCUUCGCAAGUUGAACUCUAACCACAACGAAGCUACAACAGAUUACAUUGCAUCAUUGUGUGAGAACAAUAAUCCAGACCACAGAUACAUCUCCGAGAUAUUAUUAGCGUCAGGUCUACUACUGAGAGAUCUUGGUUCAGGUUUGGCAAAAAUUCAGCUCCACUCGUCAGGUCAUCCAAUCAACCCAGACUUGUUCUUCGUUCUUGAGCAAACCAAGGGGGGAAAUGUGGUAUCAAAGGAUGGACCCAAGAAAUCAAAACAAGACAAACUUCAUCGUAAACUUGUUUUUGAUGCCGUAAAUGAACUCCUUAUACAAAAGUUGGCUUUGGCGGGUCUUCUAAAUGAACCCUGGAUCCACACAGAUAAGUUAGCGAGAAGGACCUUAAACGCACAACGUCUACUGAAAGACUUGUGCUCAGAGAUAGAACAACUCCAAGCCAACAAACAAGUGGAUGAUAGCUUUGACGAAGAUGAAGAUAGUCUGAUAACGAUCUUGCAAGAUGAUGUUAUGCGUCAAUCUGAAAAUUGGACAGAAUUUCCGAAGGAAGUUCCGGUUGUAGCGUUGGAUAUUGAACGCUUGAUUUUCAAAGAUUUGAUCGACGAAAUUGUUACAAGUGAAGUUGGAAAUCUCCGAACCAAGACUAGCAAAAGCAUACUAGUUAAGUAAGAAUUUUAACUUUUCUUUUACAUCUGCAUCUUAAUUUUCUUUUCAGAAACAUAAUAAUUACUUCAACCGAUAUUAGGUAGAUCUCUUGUAGCUUGUAAAAAUAGAAUCUGAAUCUUCUCGAGUCCUACGGUGUACAUGUUAAAUGUAAUUAAUGUUAUAAAUGCCAAUUUUUUUCUCUCCUUCAGUGAAGAACUACAAUGUACUAUAAAAUACAACGAUUGUUCUUUC